This is a messenger RNA of Gekko japonicus, 1770 nucleotides long. RefSeq names its product REC8 meiotic recombination protein (gene REC8). Gene Ontology annotation, molecular function: chromatin binding; protein binding. The transcript is spliced from 19 exons. The record is from RefSeq and is a predicted model, not a curated record. Gene Ontology annotation, cellular component: synaptonemal complex; cohesin complex. Gene Ontology annotation, biological process: replication-born double-strand break repair via sister chromatid exchange; synaptonemal complex assembly; mitotic sister chromatid cohesion. The coding region runs from base 1 to 1770 and encodes 589 amino acids. NCBI's taxonomy places the organism in Eukaryota, Metazoa, Chordata, Lepidosauria, Squamata, Gekkonidae.
AUGUUCUACUACCCCAAUGUUUUGCAACGCCACACUGGCUGUUUUGCUACUAUAUGGCUGGCAGCGACCGGUGCCACCAGACUGCUCAAGAGGGAAUACUUGAAAGUCAACAUCCCGCAAACAUGCGAGGAGAUCAUCGCCUUCAUACUCGUACAGGUCCCGCCCAUCAUUCCUGGUUCUCCGCGGCCCCGGUUCUCGCUCUACCUCUCUGCCCAGCUGCAAUACGGGGUCGUCCGCGUGUACAACCGCCAGUGCCAAUACCUGGCUGAGGAGAUCCAGCAGAUCUUGGAGCGGCUCAACCGGGUGCAGCAGCAGAUCCGCAUUGACCUGACGGACCUGGAGCAGCCAAUGCUUCUCCCUGACCAGCUGACCCUGAUGGAAACCCUAGAGGAAGCCCCUGAUCCCUUCUUUGGAGUGAUGGUCCCUGCGCUGCCCAGCCCUGCCUACAUUCCACAUGUCAGAGGCAUCUUGGAAGCCCCGACCCCCGAGAAAAGCCCACCGGAACGAUCUCCACAACCACCGACUCCGCACAGGAGGUUGCACAUCGCCAUCUCACCUGACGACAUUACCCUCAAAGAAGCUGAGCCUAUCACCCUGCUGCAGAUUGAGGGCGAGCAGGAUCUGCCCGAGAUCACAGUCCGGGAGAUCGAUAUGCUGGUCGAACAGGAGAGGUUCGUGGUGCACGGCGACGAGAGACCCCCGCCGCGGCCCACCGUCUCUCCCAGGAAAAGGCGCGCUGAAGAAGAGUCCAUGGAAAAGGUCAGGAAGCGAGAGCCGUCAGUGUUUUUGGGACUGUCGCCUCCCGCUAGAACGGAGGAGGAGCCAUUGGCUGCCAGGGAGACGGGGGUUCUGUCGGAAGAGGAGACCCGGCCUUUGAUGGAAGCCCCUCUGGUGCCUUUGGAGAUUACGCCCCCAAAGCCCGGGCUGGUGCCUUCUCCCCGUUCGCCGCUUGUCUCACCGAAACGGCAGCCCCCUCUGAGCCCUGAGCUCCGCCUGCCUGCCUACGAGCCGUCCCCAGCCCGCCCCUCCAGGCGACGGAGGCAGUUGCGCUUUGUGGAUGAGGUAACCCAGAUAUCCCGGGAGGACUUUCAGAAGCAGAUCUUGGACUCGCGGACCCAGUGUCAGCCCCUGGAGGCGGUGCUGUUGCCGGCUAAGAGGCUGAGGACCCCAGCCGAGCUCUUGGGCGCUCCAACGCACGGAUGGAUGCAUCCCACCCUCCGUGGCCUCUGGACCCACUGUGCCAACCUCCAGCAUGUGGAUUACGCCAGGCGGAGAGCAAGGGAGGAAGAGGAGCAGAGAAGGGAGGAAGAGGAGCAGCGGCCCACAGAGGUUCCCAGCGAAGUUGAGGUUCUGCGAGAAGCCGAAGAACCGAGCGUGCGCACACUUGCGGGCUCCUCAGAAAUCUCCCUGGAGUCCUCCGAGGAAGAGCUGCGCUCUAGUCUGGUGGCCGCUGAGGAGAGGAUCCUCGUGGAGCCAGAGGAAGUGAUGCUCCCCGUGGUGCCCGAACUCCCUGAAAUAAGCUUCGAGCUGCCGCUGGAUAAGGACAUGCUCACCCUCACGGACGUGCGCAGGCUGGUGGCUGCUAAACUGCAGCAGUUUGGCGAGACGGAGUUCGAACAGCUGGUGCCUUCCACCACUUCCAGGGCUGUCGCCAGCCGGUUCUUCUACAUGUGCCUGGUUCUCGCAGGAAGCCACUACUUCCGCCUGGAGCAAGCGGAGCCCUUCGGCCGGAUCCUGAUCAAGCCUGGCACCCGCUUCCACCCCAGCUAG